Messenger RNA from Drosophila innubila, 1628 nucleotides. Its product is annotated as protein rhomboid. Gene Ontology annotation, cellular component: membrane. The transcript has 4 exons. Gene Ontology annotation, molecular function: serine-type endopeptidase activity. Bases 245 to 1183 code for a protein of 312 amino acids. NCBI's taxonomy places the organism in Eukaryota, Metazoa, Arthropoda, Insecta, Diptera, Drosophilidae. The record is from RefSeq and is a predicted model, not a curated record.
GCCAUGAACGGCGGAUAUCCGCAAGAUACAUUGCGCAGCUGAAACUUGGCAAUAAACUGCACUAUUUGAACUGACAACUGCCUGGUAACUUGUCAUCAUCAUUGGGGCCAACUGUGGGCCAGACAGAAUUCCUCGCACAACGCCGUCGGCAACAUCAUGACAGCCGCUAAGUGGGGCACCGUCACAAGGCAGACGCCCCAAAAAUAGACGUGGCAACGCCAAAGGCAACGGCAACAAAUCGGAAAUGCUCUCGGCGACCGUCUUGCAGAUGCCGCCGUCUCAAUCCCGCAACAGCGGCCUGGUGCUGGGCGUCUGCCUCGGCCAGCUGAUGCAGCAGCCAGCACAGACUGCCACAAUGGCAGCCAAGCUGCCACCAGGCGAGCCACAGAAGGAAAAACCGUUGACAUCCAGAGCAAUACGUUGCUGGCCACCGCCCUGUUUCAUAGUGCUCGUCUCACUGCUCGAGAUUUUUGUCUUUGUAUACGUGGGUUCUGCUCCGCCGGAGGAUUCGCUGCUCAUCUAUCGCCCGGAUCGUCGAUUGCAGCUUUGGCGCUUCGUGUCCUACGCCUUAUUGCAUGCCAGUUGGUUGCACCUAGGAUUCAAUGUGGUCACCCAGCUGCUCUAUGGCCUGCCGCUGGAGUUGCUCCAUGGAUCGGGAAGAACGGCUGUCGUGUAUGUGGCGGGUGUCUUGGCCGGCUCAUUGGGCACCAGCGUUGUGGACUCCACAGUGUAUCUGGUGGGUGCAAGUGGUGGAGUCUACGCUCUGCUGGCGGCACAGUUGGCCAAUGUUCUCCUCAACUUUGGCCACAUGCGACAUGGACUCGCCCAACUGCUAGCUGUCAUUAUUUUUGUCUCAUGCGAUCUGGGCUACACGUUGUACUGCAGGCAAAUGGCCUUGGUGGAGUAUCAGCCAUCAGCUGGAGCCACGAUCUCAGUCUCCUACAUAGCCCACAUGACGGGCGCCUUGGCGGGAUUAAGCUUGGGUCUCUUCCUGCUCCGUCAGCUGGAUGGCAGCCUGCGUCCACGUCUGCUGCGUUGGCUGGCUUUAGGCGUUUGGGCCACCUUCAGUGGAUUUGCCUUUGCCUUCAAUUUGAUCAACACUGUAACAGCUCAACUGUUGGCCGAGCAGGAGGGGGAGGUGAUCAAGCAGCAUCUGUUGCAUGAUCUUGGCAUGGAGCGUUGACUGAAGACUGAACCCAGUCAGACCCUGAAACUAUACUCAUCAUAUCUGAAUAAUAGACUAGUCACUAGCUCGUAAUGCAUUCCAGGACAAUGUGCUCAAAAGUAUAACUCUAAGAACCUGAAACGAAUGGAAAAUGGGAAAUUCUCUCCUUACAGUCAGGUGCGCUCAAAGGAAAUCAUAUGCUACCAAUUAUCUUAUGUAAAUGCCAAAAAAGAAAUGGAGUCAAAGCGGACUACUCAACUGCUAACUGAGCGAGGCUCAAUCCAAAAUCAAAACUUUGAUAACCAAUUCAACCUAUGCCGCUUAAGAUAGUGCUAUGCAUUCUAUAUACUCUUAAGAUGCAACUGAAAUCAUCCCAUGUAUUUAUGAAAUUAUUAUAUGCGCUGUCAAAACAGUUUUAGCUAGGCUACAAAUAACUCAAGUUCCGAGAGAAGGAAACCCUAUA